Molecule: messenger RNA, 849 nt
Organism: Scaptodrosophila lebanonensis
Lineage: Eukaryota; Metazoa; Arthropoda; Insecta; Diptera; Drosophilidae
Product: keratin, type II cytoskeletal 3-like
Exons: 2
Coding region: 1-849 (282 amino acids)
Source: RefSeq, a predicted model, not a curated record
AUGCGCGCAUUCAUUGUUAUGUGUCUAUUGGCCGUCGCCAGCGCUGAUAAACUGGGCUACAACUACAGGCCUGUGGGUCAUUCCAACUCUGGAUUGUCGUUCGCACCAGGCAGCAACAGCGGUAGCUUGGGAGGACUAGGUGGCAGCAUCGGCAGUCUUGGUGGAAGCCUAGGUGGUUUGGGCGGUGGUGCUGAUUUAGAUGGAGGAUUGGGUAGCGCCAGCAGCACCCUUGGUAGCUCUGGACUGAGCGGAUUAGGCGGAUUGGGAGGCUCUGGUCUGGGUAUUGGCAAUCUAGGAGGAUCCAGCGGAUCCCUGGAUGCCCCUGUCAACUAUGAUGCCCCUGCCCCAACUGCUGAAUUGGAGAAGGAGUUCUUCACGUAUACCGCCAACGAGCAGGACUUUGAUGAGCCCCAGGCUUUGGAAAGGGUUUCAGGAUCUGUGAACAAGGGCCUGCGUGUGGUCUUCAUCAAGGGACCCGAAAACCGUGGCCUGGAGAACGCUGCUCUGGCUCUGGCCAAACAGGCUGCCCAGCAGGAGACCGCCAUCUAUGUGCUCAACAAACAGGCUGAUAUUGGUGAUCUGGCCAACAGACUGAAUGCUAUUCGCAGCAACAACAAUAACAAGCCCGAGGUCCACUUCGUCAAGUACCGCACCCCUGAGGAUGCUGCCAAUGCUCAGCGCGCCAUCCAGUCCCAAUACGAUCAAUUGGGUGGCUCCAGCCGUGCUGCCGAUGGUGGUGUUGCUCCUGUUCUGAACUUUGCUUCUGCAACUGCUGCUCGCCCGAUCAAUGCUAAAAACCCCGACAACUCGUACCUGCCCAGCUCUGUCUUCCGUCGUUACCGUUUCUAA